Xenopus laevis (African clawed frog) is the source of this 1980-nucleotide messenger RNA. It is a transcript of the gene ptpn2.S, whose product is annotated as protein tyrosine phosphatase, non-receptor type 2 S homeolog. NCBI's taxonomy places the organism in Eukaryota, Metazoa, Chordata, Amphibia, Anura, Pipidae. The transcript has 12 exons. Gene Ontology annotation, molecular function: hydrolase activity; non-membrane spanning protein tyrosine phosphatase activity; protein tyrosine phosphatase activity. Gene Ontology annotation, cellular component: cytoplasm; endoplasmic reticulum; endomembrane system. Gene Ontology annotation, biological process: negative regulation of ERK1 and ERK2 cascade; negative regulation of receptor signaling pathway via JAK-STAT. The record is from RefSeq and is a predicted model, not a curated record. The coding region runs from base 243 to 1637 and encodes 464 amino acids.
UUUAAACCAAUAGUUAGGAGUAGGGCGUGACAGAAAACCGGGAAGGGGCCUGUUAGCAGAGACCGGGUGAAGCAGUUAUUGUCGCAGGUAGGGGUUAGUGACCGUACCUUCCUCUUCCUGGUCUCGCAGCUUCCUAUGCAUACACUAUCAUCUCCUUUGCAACGCGACGGACGAUGUGGCUGUGAGCAGGUCGGGCUGGAAAUCGGGGCUGGAAAACGGGAAGAACGGAAAGUGGGGGAGACAUGGAGAAGGAGUUCCGAGAAAUAGACGCAGAGAAUGGCUGGAAUUCGGUUUAUGGGGAUGUAAGAAAUGAGUCUCCUUCAUUGCCCAUCAAAAUAGCAAAGAAUCCUGAAAACAAAAGUCGUAAUAGGUACCGUGAUGUUAACCCAUAUGAUCAUAGUCGUGUCAAACUUCAGAAUAUGGAUAAUGACUAUAUCAAUGCCAGCCUUGUUGUUGUUGAAGAAGCCCAAAGGAGUUACAUUUUAACACAGGGCCCUCUUCCCAACACCUGCUGCCAUUUCUGGUUAAUGGUAUGGCAACAAAAAAGUAAGGCAAUUGUGAUGUUAAACCGAAUUAUUGAAAAGGAUGCGGUAAAAUGUGCGCAGUACUGGCCUACCCCAGAGGAAGAGGUUCUAUUCUACAAGGAAACUGGGCUUUGUGUCAAACUGCUGUCUGAAGAUAUCAAGUCCUACUACACAGUCCGAUUACUACAGUUACAAGAUAUUAAAACAGGAGAAACAAGAGAUAUUUUCCACUUCCAUUAUACAACUUGGCCAGAUUUUGGGGUACCACAAUCUCCAGCUUCAUUCCUAAACUUCUUGUUCAAAGUACGAGAGUCUCGUUCACUUAGCCUUCAAAAUGGACCCGCUGUAGUUCAUUGCAGUGCUGGAAUUGGACGCUCUGGGACAUUUUCACUGGUUGACACCUGUCUUGUCUUGAUGGAGAAAAGAAAGGACCCAUGUUCGGUUCAUAUCAAGCAAGUUUUGUUGGAUAUGCGAAAGUAUCGCAUGGGACUAAUUCAGACUCCAGGUCAACUGAGAUUCUCCUACAUGGCAGUAAUAGAGGGAUCAAAAUGUAUCAUGGGUGACUCAAGUCUUCAGGGCCACUGGAAAGAACUCUCACAAGAAGACCAAAGCCCUAAAACAGACAGACUCUCUCUCCAAAGACAGUCUGCUGAGAGGUGUAACGGAAAUAGGCUUUCGGAUCAAGUUAAAAACAGUUUGGAAGCCUGUAUUAAACCUCAGGACGACGGGGAAGGCAAGCCAGAAAGUUCAUUUCGGAGGAGACAAGAAGACAGGAAAGCAAGUGCUACCCAGAAGGACCAUAUUGAAGAACUUCCAGAUUAUGAUGAUGAUGAGGAUGAUGAUUCCAUCAAAGCAGACCGAUAUUCCUCUCUUCAUAGACAGCCUGGAGAGCUCUACAAUGGUAACAGACUUUCAACAGAAGACCAAGAAAUAAAUGAGAAUAAGUCAGAAUCCAGUAUCAGACCUCAGGAUGUUGUGGAUGGCAAUGCAGAAAGUGUAAUAAGGAAGAGGCACCGAGAGGACAGGAAGGCAAAUACAACCCAGAAGGUGCAGAAAAUUAUGAUGAAUGAAGUGGAACGAAAAAGAAAAAGGCCGAGGCUCAACGACACCUAAACCUCCACGGCUUCUGACUAUUCUACAGCAAAUAAAGUGUGAAACCACUGACAUGCAAAGCAAGACAUGAAACCCUCUCCAGGAUCAAAUGUGAGGUUUAGUAAUGAGCCAACCUCAUUGUGUUUUCUGUUUACCAAGUAAACUUCGCCAUCCAGGGGGUCAAGAACAUCACCAGCAUCAGACUUUGCAGAACAAGCUCGCUUCAUGUUUUGUCAAGUGUUUUCUAAUGCAUGUACUGUAGAAAUGUAUGUAAGAUACUUUAGAAGAGUACUUUGUAUCAUUCUGCCAUUUACACUGUAUUUUUAUACUUUUUUUGGCAGCAUUAAAUAUUUUUUUAAAAUCU